Molecule: messenger RNA, 1011 nt
Organism: Laetiporus sulphureus 93-53
Lineage: Eukaryota; Fungi; Basidiomycota; Agaricomycetes; Polyporales; Laetiporaceae
Exons: 5
Coding region: 16-639 (207 amino acids)
Biological process (GO): chromosome segregation
Cellular component (GO): MIS12/MIND type complex
Source: RefSeq, a predicted model, not a curated record
CCACGCCACUUGACCAUGACCGAGUCGAACGCAUCGUCCUCCCAGCAACCGAGCAAGCGUUGGGCUCAUUUCCACUCGGCUCUGCAGCUUGCUAUCCAGCGAUCUGCACACAAAUGGACCUACGCCGACUUCACAGAAUGCUUUCCGCUUUGGUGCGAGGAGCAGCCAGAGAACGCCCCUCGGAUUUUCGCGACUAUCUCGAAGCACAUGGAUGAUUCAAUCACUGAGAAGUGCGAAGAGUUGUUGAAGAAGUACAAUGUUCGGGAGAACAUAGAUAAUCUCCAUGCUGUGGUCACAGAAGCUCGAGUGCGGAAGCACAGUGGUGGAUACAAUGGGCCAGAUGUUUGGAGAGAGAAUUUGCAUCCAGGUGCGGCUGUUCGAGCACGGACGAUCCCGCUGUUGGAGAAAGAGAGGGAUAGAUUGCGCGCGGAGCUCGAGGAGUUGGACAAGGAGAAUUUACGGCUUCAGGGUGACAUGCAGCGUAAUGUCGAGGCACGAGAACAGGUUGACGCGGAGACCUCCGCGUUGUUGGAUAUGUUGGACGAGAUUGAGGCUCGAUGGAGCCAACUUCCUUUGGACGAGGUGCAAGCAUGGACACUGCAAACGGCGGAAUCCAAGAGUAGUACGAGAUCCCUUUAAUUUGGGAACUCCAACAUUUCAUAACCCCCCCCUCUGUACAUCAUGCAUCUUCCUCCACCACGUCUAUCAAGACUUAAAGGAGCCCGCUUGUGUUGUGGCCCAUUGCUUGAUAGACACAUAAUUUCAUUUUUAAAGACAUUCUGACCGUGGUGCUCUCUAAACCACCAGCCAUAGCUGCGAGACGCUGUUGGCGCCCCAGUUGGGCUAGUCAGGUAUUCUAGGUCAGAAGGACUUGUUCGUCUUACAGGUCACUCGCAUUCCAUUAACUCGACGUGGUUCUAGUCUCGCUCAUCGCCGAGCGUCCUGUUCUUUCGCCAAUGACGAGCUAGUAUCGAAUAUCAUUCUGGCCGUCAUAUCAAGCACUGUCGGUUA